AACUGAUUCCUCGCCCCAGCCUUAGUUUCCCUGUGUGUACCAGCGGGGGACUGGCCACUGGACGUCACUAUCAUCCUCUACUUGAGAGAACCUUGGGGAGCUGUGACUUCUGAGACGGGGUAGAGGAGGUGGGACUUGUUUCCCCCACAGGCAAGAGAGUGACAUGCAUGAGCUGGCACAGUGGUGCACACCUGCAAUCCUAACAACUCAGGAGGCUGAGGCAGGAGGGUCACAAGCAGCAGACAACCUAGCAAAACCCUAUCUCAAGAUUUGAAAAAAAAAAAAAAAUUUUUUUUUUUAAGGUCUGGGCAUGUAGCUCAGUGGUAGAGUGUCCCUGGAUUCAAUCCUCAGUCCUGGAAAAAGGAGAGAGAGAGACAGACAGAGAGACACGUUCAAGGACACAGCAGGAGCGGGAAGCAGAGCUAAGCCAGGGGCCUUGGUUCUGGUCUCACCCAGCUCCAGCCCAGCCCAUUCUGUUGUGGGCUCCUGGGUCCCCCAUGGUCACCCAGGGGGUUCCCCGCUCUCAACCCUCCAUGGCUGGCCCUGGUCAGGCCCCAUUACCCCUCCACUCUGUGGUUCCAACAGCACUUAACCAUCCCCUGAAUGGGCACUGCUCUUCCCCAGCUUGGGAUGCCCCUCCCCCUGCCUUAAGCUGGCCAACUCUUGCCCAAGGCCCUGCUCAGGGCAAUCUACCCAGCCUUCAGAAAGAGCCCCUCUGCCCAGUGCAUGCCCCUGCCAAAGUCCAACUUUCUGAGACAGGUGUGUUCAGCUCUGGAGGCCCCCACGCACCUGGGCCUGCUUGGCUCCUGGCAUUGCUGGCCCAGGGAAGUACUCAGGGGCUUCAACUCAGCAGUUCACAGCAGAGGUGGUCCAGUGCCCUUGGUUGCUGCAGCCUGCAAAGGUGCAGACCUCUCUCCUUGCCUGUGAUCCCUGCAGAGGAGGGACCUCACAGAGGAGAAAACUGAGGGACGAGGUCAGUAGUUCCCCCUGGCACCCCAAGUCCACAUUUUCUGGUGCCAGCCGCCUCGUCUUUUCCUGUAAGCGGUGUCGGCACUAGGAAGGACUGUGCUCAAGUGGCAGGUCUGGCUCUGGUGUUAAGCCCUCAAGUAGCCUUCAGGGACACGUUGAGGGUCAGCCACAGCUGGGGAUGGGCUACUGGGACCUCUGGUUCCUGCCUCCUUCCAGUCUAUGGGGUGAAUUCAGUUGGGGGAGGGACAGAGACAUAGAAAGAGACAGUGACGGAAAGAUGUGCAGAGGGGGCCAUCCCAGAAGACGACAUACGGAGACCCUGCACUCUGCUGAGGAGACAGGAAUGGGGAGGAGUCCCCAGGCAUUCCUCAGCAUACCUGCCCUUCCCAGCCAGGACCCUGGGGGAGCUCCAGCCCGGAGGUCCCCAUCCUGCCCACACACGUCUGCCGAGGCUGGGCUGGCUGCUGCCUCUGUCCCAGGACACUGCCCCCCCCACACACACACACCAAGAUUCUGAUAUAAUAGCCAAGCUUUGGUGUUUGACUCAAACUCUGCGAAUCCAGCAGCUGUGGGGUUUGAGAGGCUGUUUCUCCCUGAAAUUCGGGGGACAUUGGAGUCCUGGUACUCGGGACGCCCCCUUCCCUGGGGAAGGGAUCACCCACCCCACCCUUCCUACACGCAGUCCCCCAGCCAGAGUGGAGGCCCGACGCCCCGCGGCCAUCACGGGUCCCCGCCCCAGGCCGCCAUUGGCUGUUGCCAUGGCAUCAGCCCUUCUUCCCGCGCUGCCAUUGGCCGCUACGCCUGCAUCCCGCAUCCCGCAUCCUCCCCCGCUUGCGGUGGUCUAGCCCAGCGCUGGGAGCCGCGGCACCGCCUGGCCAGGCCUGGAUCAGGCUUUGUCCGCCCGGGAGCCCCUUGACCGUGCUGCGGAGACCCCGCCGUCCCGGAGCCCACGCCCAGUGGCCACCCCAGCCCCAGAUUUCUGGCGGGGCCCGCGGAGCUGUGCGAAGGGAGAGGCCCGGGGCCCAGGAGCCCCACCAACCCAGCUACAAGUAAGCGGUGCUGCAGGAGCUGAAGAUGACCAGCUCGAUGGCGUCCUAUGAGCAGCUGGUGCGGCAGGUGGAGGCCCUGAAGGCCGAGAACAGUCACUUGAGGCAGGAACUUCGGGACAACUCGAGCCACCUGUCCAAGCUGGAGACGGAGACCUCAGGCAUGAAGGAGGUCCUGAAGCGCCUGCAGGGGAAGCUGGAGCAGGAGGCCCGGGUGCUGGUGUCCUCAGGGCAGACCGAGGUGCUGGAGCAGCUGAAAGCUCUCCAAAUGGACAUCGCCAGCUUGUACAACCUCAAGUUCCAGCCACCUGCCUUGGGCCCGGAGCCCGCUGCCCGGACCCCAGAGGGAAGCCCGGUCCACGGCUCUGGGCCAUCCAAGGACAGCUUCGGGGAGCUGAGCAGGGCCACCAUCAGGUUGCUGGAGGAACUGGACCGGGAGCGGUGCUUCCUGCUGAGUGAGAUCGAGAAGGAGGAGAAGGAGAAGCUCUGGUAUUACUCACAGCUGCAGGGCCUGUCCAAGCGCUUGGACGAGCUGCCGCACGUGGAGACGCAGUUCUCGAUGCAGAUGGACCUGAUCCGGCAGCAGCUGGAGUUCGAGGCCCAGCACAUCCGCUCGCUGAUGGAGGAGCGCUUUGGCACCUCGGACGAGAUGGUGCAGCGCGCUCAGAUCCGCGCUUCACGCCUGGAGCAGAUUGACAGGGAGUUGCUGGAGGCACAGGACCGGGUGCAGCAGACGGAGCCCCAGGCGCUGCUGGCCGUGAAGUCAGUGCCCGUGGAGGAGGACCCAGACACGGAGGUCCCCGCGCACCCUGAGGAUGGCAACCCUCAGCCAGGCAACAGCAAGGUGGAGGUGGUCUUCUGGCUGCUGUCCAUGCUGGCGACCCGCGACCAGGAGGACACAGCUCGAACGCUGCUGGCCAUGUCCAGCUCGCCCGAGAGCUGCGUGGCCAUGCGCCGCUCAGGCUGCCUGCCGCUGCUCCUGCAGAUCCUCCAUGGCGCCGAGGCAGCGUCCGGGGGUCACAGCGGGACCCCUGGUGCGCUGGGUGCCAAGGACGCACGCAUGCGAGCCAAUGCCGCGCUGCACAACAUCGUCUUCUCACAGCCGGACCAGGGCCUGGCGCGCAAGGAGAUGCGCGUCCUGCACGUGCUGGAGCAGAUCCGGGCCUACUGCGAGACCUGCUGGGACUGGCUGCAGGCGCGGGACGCGGCGCCCCAGGGAGAUGGCCCCGGCAGCACUCCUGUCCCCAUCGAGCCUCAGAUCUGCCAGGCCACCUGUGCGGUGAUGAAGCUGUCUUUUGAUGAGGAAUACCGCCGUGCCAUGAAUGAGCUGGGUGGGCUGCAGGCAGUAGCAGAGCUGCUGCAGGUGGACUAUGAGAUGCACAAGAUGACCCGGGACCCGCUCAACCUCGCCCUGCGCCGCUAUGCCGGCAUGACCCUCACCAACCUCACCUUCGGGGAUGUGGCCAACAAGGCCACUCUGUGUGCCCAUCGGGGCUGCAUGGAGGCCAUCGUGGCCCAGCUGGACUCAGACAGUGAGGAGCUGCACCAGGUGGUGUCCAGCAUCCUGCGCAACCUGUCCUGGAGGGCGGACAUCAACAGCAAGAAGGUGCUGCGGGAGGUUGGCAGCAUGACCGCACUGACGCAGUGUGUCCUGCGGGCCUCCAAGGAGUCCACCCUGAAGAGCGUGCUCAGCGCCCUGUGGAACCUGUCGGCCCACAGCACCGAGAACAAGGCGGCCAUCUGCCAGGUGGACGGCGCCCUGGGCUUCCUGGUGAGCACGCUCACCUACCGGUGCCAGGGCAACUCCCUGGCGGUCAUCGAGAGCGGCGGCGGCAUCCUGCGCAACGUGUCCAGCCUCAUCGCCACCCGCGAGGACUACAGGCAGGUGCUGCGGGACCACAACUGCCUGCAGACGCUGCUGCAGCACCUCACCUCGCACAGCCUGACCAUCGUGAGCAACGCCUGCGGCACGCUCUGGAACCUCUCGGCUCGCAGCCCCCGUGACCAGGAGCUCCUGUGGGACCUGGGGGCCGUGGGCAUGCUGCGGAACCUGGUGCACUCCAAGCACAAGAUGAUCGCCAUGGGCAGCGCGGCUGCCCUGCGCAACCUGCUGGCCCACCGGCCUGCCAAGUACCAGGCAGCGGCCACGGCCGUCUCCCCCGGCACCUGUGUGCCCAGCCUGUACGUGCGGAAGCAGCGGGCGCUGGAGGCUGAGCUGGACACCAGGCACCUGGCACAGGCCCUUGGUCACCUGGAGAAGCAGGGCCUGCCUGAGCCAGAGACGGAGCCCACCUCCACGAAGCCGCUGCCGUCCCUGCGUCACUUGGACGGCCUGGCCCAGGACUAUGCCUCGGACUCGGGCUGCUUUGACGACGACGAUGCGCCCUCCCUGGCGGCCACGGCCGCUGCCGCCGAGCCUGCCAGCCCAGCCGUACUGUCUCUGUUCCUGGGCAGCCCCCUCCUUCAGGGACAGGCCCUGGCCCGCACCCCGCCCGUCCGCCACAGCAGCCGGGAGCCUGAGAAGGAGGCUGGUGGGGAGGCCACGGUGGCAGCCAAAGCCAAGGCCAAGUUGGCGCUGGCGGUGGCCCGGAUCGACCGGCUGGUGGAGGACAUCUCCGCCCUGCACACCUCUUCCGAUGACAGCUUCAGCCUCAGCUCUGGGGACCCAGGGCAGGAGGCGCCGAGGGAGGGCCGGGCCCCAUCCUGCUCGCCUGGCAGGGUCCCCGAGGGUGGGAGGAGGGAGGCCAGCAGCCGGGCCCACCCGCUGCUGCGGCUCAAGGCAGCGCACGCCAGCCUCUCCCACGACAGCCUCAACAGCGGCAGCACCAGCGACGGGUACUGCCCACGGGAGCACCUGCAGCCCUGUCCACUGGCUGCACUGGCUGAGCACCGUGAGGACCCCCUGAACGGGCAGGCGCGGCCCAGCCGGCUGGACCUCAACCUGCCAGGGAGCCAGGCUGAGCCACCUGCCAGGGACAUCGCAGCUGCUGAUGCCCGCAUCAGAACCAUCAAGCUGUCGCCCACCUAUCAGCAUGUGCCACUGCUUGAAGGGGCAGCCGGGACGGGGUCACGGCCCCUGGCUCAGCCUGGGGCCUCCCCGGGGGCUCGAAAGCAAGCCUGGGUGCCGGCAGACGGCCUGAGCACAGUGCCCGAGAAGCUGGCGGCUGCCCCGGUGCCCAUGGCCAGCAAGGUGCUGCAGAGGCUGGUGGCCCAGGAGGGGCCACUGUCCCUCUCGCGCUGCAGCUCACUGUCCUCACUGUCCUCAGCCGGCCACCCUGGCCCCAGUGAGGGUGGCCACCUGGAUGACAGUGACUCUUCCCUGGAGGGGCUGGAGGAAGCUGGCCCUGGGGAGGCUGAGCUGGAUGGGUCAUGGAGGGGGCCUGGGUCUACCUCGCUGCCAGUGGCCAUUCCCGCACCCCGCCACAGCCGCGGCCGGGGCCUGGGGGUGGAAGAUGCCACACCCUCCAGCUCUUCAGAGAACUGCGUGCAAGAGACACCCCUGGUGCUGAGCCGCUGCAGCUCAGUGAGCUCUCUGGGCAGCUUUGAGAGCCCUUCCAUCGCCAGCUCCAUCCCUAGUGACCCCUGCAGUGGUCUGGGCAGCGGCACGGUCAGCCCCAGUGAGCUGCCCGACAGCCCCGGGCAGACCAUGCCACCCAGCCGUAGCAAGACACCGCCGGUGCCAUCGGGCCAGCCCGAGGCCAGCCAGUUCAGCCUGCAGUGGGAGAGCUACGUCAAGCGCUUUCUGGACAUUGCCGACUGCCGCGAGCGCUGCCGGCCGCCCUCUGAGCUGGACGCGGGCAGUGUGCGCUUCACCGUGGAGAAGCCAGACGAGAACUUCUCCUGUGCGUCCAGCCUCAGCGCCCUGGCUCUGCAUGAGCUCUACGUGCAGCAGGACGUGGAGCUGCGGCUGAGGCCGCCCGCCUGCCCUGACCGGAGUGGGGGCGGGGGCCAUCGCCGCCGAGAUGAGGCCAGUGGCCGCCCAGAAGGACCAGCACCAGGAGGCUCUCGAGCCCGUGCAGCUGCUGAUCAGGAGUUGGAGCUGCUUCGAGAGUGCCUGGGGGCCGCUGUGCCAGCUCGGCUCCGCAAGGUAGCCUCGGCUCUGGUGCCUGGCCGCCGGGCGCUGCCAGUGCCCGUCUACAUGCUGCUGCCUGCCCCAGCCCGGGACGAUGACUCUGGCACCGACUCAGCUGAGGGCACACCUGUCAACUUCUCCAGUGCUGCCUCCCUCAGCGAUGAGACCCUGCAGGGUCCCCCCAGGGCCCAGUCCCGGGAGGCGGCAGACAGGCAGAAACCCACAGGUCCUGCAGCCCCUACCAGGCAGGCAGCCGGGCACCAGACCAAGGCCGGGGGCAUUGGCAAGAGCAUGGAGCAGUCCUGGGGCACAGGCAGGAAUCGGGCAGGGCUGGAGCUACCCCUCAGCAGGCCCCUGAGUGCGCACUCCGACAGAGAGGCCUCGCGCCAGGGCCGGUCCAGCGGGGACGGAGGGCUGCAGUCGCUGUGCCUCACGACGCCCACCCAGGAGGCUGUGUACUGCUUCUGCGACUCUGAUGAGGACCUGGAGCCGGCAGCCACAGCUCCAGCCCCCCAGAGGGCAUCUGCUAUACCCCGCGCUCUAAAACGGGAGGGCCUGAUGGGUAGGAAGGAGGCCCGGGCCCCAUCCAAGCUCCCCUCAACUGUCCCGCCACCUGCAAGGGCCCAACCCAGGCUGAUCGCGGAUGAGACUCCCCCCUGCUACUCCUUGAGCUCCUCGGCCAGCUCCCUCAGUGAGCCCGAGCUCUCCGAGCGGCCAGCCAGUGGUCCACGAGGUCAGGAGCCAGCAGUCACCAAGGACCCAGGCCCGAGCAGUGGACAAGAGAGCUCCCCAAGCCCACGGGCUGAGGAGGAGCUACUGCGGAGGUGCAUCGGCUCAGCCAUGCCUAGGCGGCGGCCCCAAGCCUCAGGCCCUCGGCGUCGCAAGCCCCGAGUCACACGGCUGGACAUCCGGCCAGCAGAGGUACCUCAGGGGUGCAGUGAGGAGGUGGCAGGCUCAGACCCAGCCUCGGACCUGGACAGCGUGGAGUGGCAAGCCAUCCAGGACGGGGCCAACUCCAUUGUUACGUGGCUGCACCAGGCGGCGGCAGCGGCCACCAUGGAGGCCUCCUCAGAAUCUGACUCCCUCCUGUCCUUGGUGUCUGGGCUGUCAGGGGGCCCCACCCUGCCGCCCUCCAAGCACAGGAAGGGGAGACAGCCCGGAGCAGGGGCCAAGGUGGGCAGUGCCCAGCGGCCAGAGAAACGGGGCCUGGCCAUAAGCAAGAGCAGUGGGAGCCCCCGCUCACCUGCAGGCCCUGAGAAGGGGCACCUCGCUCAGAAGACUGUGCCUGAGGGGCCUGCUGUCCUUCGGGGUCGCACCGUGAUCUAUGUGCCCAGUCCUGCCCAUCGAGCCCAGCCCAAAGGCAUCCCUGGCCCCCGUGCCACACCCAGGAAAAUGGGGAACCCUGGCCCCACACAGCCAGAGGCCAAGGCCAGAGCCUCCAACCCUGGGCAGCAGCGGUCCCGGAGCCUGCACCGGCCUGGCAAGAAUUCAGAGCUGGCAGAACUGAGCCGCCCACCUAGGAGCGCCACACCACCUGCCCGCCUGGCCAAGACCCCAUCCUCCAGCUCCUCCCAGACCUCUCCCGCUUCCCAGCCCCUGCCCAGGAAGUCCCCUCUGGCCACCUCGGCUGCAGGUCCCCUGCCUGGCCCCGAGGCGACCCCGCUACCCAAGACGCCUGCUCGGGCCCUUCUGGCCAAGCAACACAAGACACAAAAGUCGCCCGUGCGGAUCCCGUUCAUGCAGAGGCCGGCUAGACGGGGGCCGCCGCCGCUAGCCAGGGCAACCCCAGAGCCGGGUCCCAGGAGCCGGGCGGCAGCCGAGGGAGUCCCGGGGACGCGCGGGGGCCGCCUGGGCCUGGUGCGCGUGGCCUCGGCCCGCUCCAGCGGCAGCGAGUCCUCCGACCGCUCGGGAUUCCGGCGGCAGCUGACCUUCAUCAAGGAGUCGCCGGGCUUGCUGCGUCGACGCCGCUCCGAACUGUCCUCAACAGAGUCCGCAGCCUCCGUCCCCCAAGGCGCUUCACCCCGCCGCGGCCGGCCCGCGCUCCCGGCGGUGUUCCUCUGCUCCUCGCGCUGCGACGAGCUGCGGGCGGCCCCGCGGCAGCCCCCAGCCCCUCAGCGCUCCCCCGCCGCGCGCCCCGGGCCCAGCCCCGGACCCGGCCCGCGCGCGCCCCGACGCACCAGCUCCGAGAGCCCGUCGCGCCUGCCCGUGCGCGCGCCCGUCCCGCGGCCCGAGGCGGUCAAGCGCUACGCCUCCUUGCCGCACAUCAGCGUGGCCCGAAGGUCCGACGGCGGCGUCGCCGGGUGCCCGGCCCCCGCCGACGCCACUCGCCGCAGCAGCGACGGGGAGGCCAGGCCGCUGCCCAGGGUGGCGGCGCCGGGCACCACGUGGCGGCGCAUCCGGGACGAGGACGUCCCGCACAUCUUGCGUAGCACCCUGCCCGCCACCGCCUUGCCGCUCCGGGGCGCCUCGCCCGAGGAGGGCCCGGUCGGGACCCCGCAGCGCAAGACCAGCGACGCUGUGGUGCAGACGGAAGAGGUGGCCGCCCCCAAGACCAACUCCAGCACCUCUCCGAGUCUGGAGAGCAGAGACCCACCGCAGGUCCCCGCGGGAGGCGCCGCCGGCCUGGGCAGCGAGGUGGACGGGCCCGGCUCCGCCAAGGCAUCUGCCUCCGUCCCCUUCGUCCACGAGGGCCCGGGGGUCGCUGUCGGGGGCUUCCCCGCCAGCCGGCACGGCUCCCCCAGCCGCGCCGCCCGGGUCCCACCCUUCAACUACGUGCCCAGCCCCAUGGCCUCGGCAGCUUCCAACGACUCGGCUGUAGAGAAAGCGGCGGCCACCGCCCCUGCCAGCCUCCUGGAAUAACGGCCUGGGCCGGCGUCCAGAAAUCUCUCCUGGCCCUGCGGCCGGUCUGGCUGCCCCGCGGCCCGCUCCGUAGAUGCUCUGAGCAGGCUGUGCAGGGCCACCGCCUCGCCAUCAGCCUCGCUUAGGCCAGGACCUUGCUUGUGCACCGCGGGGCUCCAUGGGAAAGGCUCGGCCCUUCAGCCCAGGUCGGGCGGGACGGGAAGCGGGUCACUAGCACAGACCUCAAGCUGCCUCUGCGGAGCCACCGUGCGGAGGCUCACCUGGGGGCUAGGUGGGACAGCCUCUGGGUCGCCUUGUUCUGUGCACCUGGGCAGUCCUCAGGAGAGUAGGCAGUGUCCCCCAAGGUGUGGGGACCAGCUGGGGGAGGGUGGCUUGACUGCCUACCAGUUGGGGCCCAGGCAUCUGCCGUGCAGGGUGAGGCCUGUAAUUACUGCUUCUGGUAAUUUGUUAAUGACGGCUUGGCUGGUUUGUUUGCCUUCGGAGCCCAGCUGUGAGGGAGCCCGGGUGAGGGUGCGGCUGAGCCCCACAGACUGCAGCUCUGGAAGCUGGGAGCAGCCAUCCUAGGGGCUGCCACGAGAGGACAGCCAGGUCAGCCUGGCCCUUGCACCGAGUGGGGGAUGACAAUGGGGGCCAGGCAGGCCUCUGUAGACAGAAAAGGUGCCGGGGAGGGCUGACCUCUUGUCUCCACCACUGCCAACUGUCAGGGGUCCUUUCCACUCCUCCGAGCGGCCCUGGUGGUCAGUGGAGUCAGAACCAGCCCUAAUGGAUGAGGAGGGGAGAGUCCCUGGAGGAGGCUGUGGCUUACAACCUGUGCUUUAAAGGGGUGGUCACUGGGAGCUCUUCCUCCAGGAUGGCCGCCGCCCCUGCUGGUUCUGCCUUCCAUUUCCCCUCCUUCAUUACGCAUGCAGGGGUAGCCCUAGGCUGGGCCCGACGUCCAGGUGGGCUUUGCGGUGGGGUAUGGAGCCUGGGUACCAAGGUGCCAGAUGCGUCGGGGGGUACAGGGAGCCUGGGGGGCCACAGUUGCUCCAAUUCAGCCCCAGCUGCCUGGUGGUCAGAGAAGCUAACAGGGUGCCCCAGGAGCCAGACCUCGGGAGACCUGGGCCAGUGUGUGCAGAGGCACCAGGGAGGCCUGUGGGGGCUGGUGUUCCACCAGCUUGGGCAUCUUCCUGCAGAGAGAGCCAGCGACCUCUUUCCUGCAGGACCUGACUCUGCCAGAGGACCUGCUGCUGAGCCAUCUGUGGUGGCAGGUCCCAAGGGGCAGGUGCUGUUCCGCAGGCUGGUUUUAAGUCCCUCGGGUGGGAGGAGGGAAGCAGGUUGGGCAGCUGGGUGGGAGGCACUCUGAAGGAACCCCCUGCCCACCAUGGGCACCAUGGUCCCUCCUUGGCAGGUCCUCAGCACAGCUGGCUGAGGUCAGGGAGGAGGCAGACAUCAGUCUCCCCGGAUGCCCCUCUGUGGGAGUUGACAGACCCCACCCUGGAGAUGAGGCACCCCGUCCUCCCCACACACCAGCGCCUUCUCCAAAACACGGCACCCUGCACGGCCCACCUACCCAGGACGCUGGGCAGGAUGGCCGUGCUCCCACACCCCCAAACUGCAGUCCCAGCGGCAGGUGCUGGGGACAUGCAAUUCCCACCCCUAGAACACUGCCUGCCAGGCCAGGCUUCUGAGUCUCUGGAGCAAAGGCCCCGGGGUGGCUGGGAGAGGGGACUUCGGCCUGCUGCGUCGGAAACCUUGUCCCCAGCUGUAGCCUACCUGUCCUCUCAUACUUGCCACAAGCAGCUGGGCCCUGGCGUGGCCUGUUGGUGAGGGGACAGCAGCAGAUGGACUGCAGCCUUCCCAGCUCAAAGGCCAGGUGCCCACAGGGCCGCCUGGGCCUCAGUCUCUCCAUGUGGGCCCUGGGGGGGCUCCCGGAGCUACCUCUCAGGCAAGCAGUGGCCAUUGUGAUGGGAGGCUCCCGGGGGCUGUCCUCAGCCCUGGACACAGCUCACACCACAGCUGGUACACAAGGGGCCAUGUGCUGCCAGCUGCUACCUCCUGCUGGGCCCCCUACCAAGCGGCCACUGUUGCUUUCUGUGUCCCCUUCAGAGGCAGGAACAGCCACAGGGCAUCCUUCUGCCCAGGCAGGAGGUGAAGGCAAGAGCCAGAAGGGCAGCUGGUGGCGUGGACAAUCAACCCCAGGCCUCUGGAGCAUUCUGGGGCCAGCCCAAGAGAACUGAAGACGGGGCCCACAGUUGGAGGGGAUGACCACCACCUGGGUGCUUACCCCACCCCCACCCCCCUCCCCAACCUGCAGCUGGUCGCCGGCUCUUGCUGCUGCCAGCCGGGUUCUAGCAGCAGGCCUAUUACACACUUGUAAAUAGCUCCGGCCCGGCCCUGCCCACCCCACAGGUGAAGCCAUCUGUCUGGCAGGACAAUGCCCACCAGGCGUCCACUUCUCUGCGUCUUGAAUAAACUGCGCUGUGAACUGCC
Molecule: messenger RNA, 11415 nt
Organism: Marmota monax (woodchuck)
Lineage: Eukaryota; Metazoa; Chordata; Mammalia; Rodentia; Sciuridae
Gene: Apc2
Product: APC regulator of WNT signaling pathway 2
Exons: 15
Coding region: 2044-8946 (2300 amino acids)
Biological process (GO): positive regulation of protein catabolic process; negative regulation of microtubule depolymerization; Wnt signaling pathway
Cellular component (GO): cytoplasmic microtubule; catenin complex; beta-catenin destruction complex
Molecular function (GO): microtubule binding; gamma-catenin binding; beta-catenin binding
Source: RefSeq, a predicted model, not a curated record